This is a messenger RNA of Halichondria panicea, 1400 nucleotides long. Its product is annotated as TNF receptor-associated factor 5-like. The record is from RefSeq and is a predicted model, not a curated record. Gene Ontology annotation, biological process: tumor necrosis factor-mediated signaling pathway; protein K63-linked ubiquitination. NCBI's taxonomy places the organism in Eukaryota, Metazoa, Porifera, Demospongiae, Suberitida, Halichondriidae. Gene Ontology annotation, molecular function: tumor necrosis factor receptor binding. The transcript is spliced from 9 exons. The coding region runs from base 288 to 1304 and encodes 338 amino acids. Gene Ontology annotation, cellular component: cytoplasmic side of plasma membrane.
CACUAACUAAAUGUGUAUUCUCAUACUGUAUUAAACGCUUUCAUAACCUGUUUGUGAGCAUUGGUCAUUGGCAGAGUCAUUGGACCCCCAUUCCUGGGGGGCAAUUGCUAGUGCCAAACUUACUUCCCAUUUCCAAUAAUUAGACUGCAUCCUGUUUAGCCUAAUUGCUGAUUACAUUCCUUACAACAUUCCAACAUAAUUACAACAGUUUAUAAGACAGUAGACUGCAAGCUCAAGCUCAUGAUAGCAUUUACUAUCUAUGGUGAUAGUUUCUAAAGACUUUUCUCAUGUUUCUAAUGAUGGCCCAAGCUAACCAAGAACCCUCAGAGUCAUACAGUCCCAGAGCAAAUGAGGCGCAGUGUCCUGACAAUGAUACAGAGUUUGUCAGUGAAGUACCAUUACAGGCCUCAGUUCAGGCCACUGAUGACGGUGGGUCAUCAGCUGCUGUAUAUCCCUCUCUGAGACAACCCACCACAGAGUGCCCUCACCUCAACCCUCAUGCACUGGUUGUGCAGUCACUGGGAAUCAGUACCUCUAUGCAACUAGUAGACUCAUCUGUGCAAUUUGUAUCCCAGGUGGAUUGUUUUCCUUUUCCUGACACUGAUUUCCCAUUGUCUGUAGAGGAGAGUCAGGAAGGAAUCUCAGGAGCCAGUAGGAUCGUGGUGUCUACUGGGUUUACCUUCAACUAUGAGCAAGUGAAGUUUCAAGAGAGGCAUGUUUGGGUCUCAAAAGACCAAAUGCACCAUAUUACAACAGAUCAACCAAUGGAGGACCAACCAAUGGAGGUCCAACCAAUGGAGGACCAACCAAUGGAGGACCAACCAAUGGAGGACCAACCAUCUCCAUCCUCGCAUACCUGCACAGGAGAGCUCGAGUUAAAGGCUGUCACUUCCAACGGCACAGUGAUAUGGAAGAUUCCCGACAUUACCAGACAAAGGAGUGAGGCCAUUGAGGGGAAGACACAGUGUCUAUACAGUCCGUACUUCUAUACUGUAUGUGGCUGCAAGGUUUGUCUGCGGCUGUACCUCAAUGGAGAUGGCAUGGGGAAGGGAACUCACAUCUCCUUGUUCAUUGAUUGUGACAAAUUGCCAUUCAAAAGGAAGAUAUCACUCACUCUGAUUGAUCAGAAACAGAUAAAGCACCCCAUCUCUCAAGUGCUCAAGCCUCCUGCUCCUCAAAUGGACAACUCUCAGUCUGAAAUGAACAUUGCAUCUGGCUUUCCCAUGUUUGCUAAGCAAGCUGCUCUUGAUUCUAACUCGUACCUCCAUAAUGAUUGCAUGUAUCUGAAGUGUAGUGCAUCAUAGUUAGCUAGUUCCUUAAUUUUCAGUUCGUUUUGUACGUUUGUUCAUUAUAAUAAUUCUCAUCUUGUGUACAAUCAUGAUGUGUUUCUGGUCAUGUGA